AUGUCUGAAAAGAUGACUUCCAAUGAGCUGGAGAAGGCCGGGCAUCAUGACAUAACGUAUCACGGCUCCAAACAUGGCGACAGGGCGCUGUCGGUCAUUGGGGACGAGAGGGUGACGCUGACUGAGGAAGAGAGCAAACGAAUCAAACGGAAGACCGACAAGGUCAUUCUCGCCAUCCUAAUCUGGGUAUACUUCCUCCAAAUCCUCGACAAAUCCGUGCUCGGAUAUGGCGCCAUCUUUGGACUUGCAGAGAGUACCAACCUGAAAGGCGACCAGUACUCUCUGGUCGGCUCCAUUGCUCCCAUCGCCCAGCUAGCAUGGCAGCCAUUCUCGUCCUUCCUCAUUGUCAAGGUCCCGCAUCGCAUCCUCAUGCCCUCGCUAUGCCUAGGCUGGGGCAUCGCACAAGCUGCAAUGGCUGCAUGCAAGUCAUACGGCGAUCUGCUCGCGGCUAGGUUCUUCCUUGGGCUGUUCGAGGCUGGAUGUCUCCCGCUUUUCUCGAUUAUCACAUCACAAUGGUUCCGAAGAGUCGAACAGCCGAUCCGUGUUGCGGCUUGGUACUCGACGAAUGGGCUGGCGACCAUCGCGGCAAGCGCUCUGAGCUAUGGGUUAGGUCACAUCCCCUCGGAAACUUUAGAAAGCUGGCAGAUCAUCUUUCUUUUCGUCGGACUUGUGACGAUCGUCACAGCGCCGUUUGUGUACUGGAAGCUAGACAACGACAUUCCUUCAGCUCGUUUCCUUACGGACGAGGAGAAGCCAAAGGCUAUCGAACGACUGCGUGCAAAUCAAACCGGUACCGGUAGCAGAGACUUCAAGUGGUCGCACAUACUCGAACUCGCACUGGAGCCGAAGACCUACCUCUGGGUGGGUUUGGCUCUGCUCUUGAAUGUCGGAGCAAGCGUUACGAACACCUUUGGACCACUCAUCCUUGGUGGACUUGGCCUCGAUGCCUACAUGACGAGCUUACUGAAUAUGCCAUUUGGUGCGCUCCAGUUUACCGUGAUUUUGCUGGCUUCUUGGGCAGCGCAAAGAUUCAAGAUCAAAUCGGCGAUUUUGGUUAUUAUCACGAUCCCAGUAAUUGCAGGGCUGGCAAUGCUGUACACCAUUAGCCACACCGAUGCACACCAAGGCGCUUUGCUUGGAGGCUACUACUUGCUGGCCUUCCUGUUCGGAGGCAACCCGCUGAUCGUGGCGUGGAUCGUGGCAAACACCGCAGGAACAACCAAGAAGUCAGCAACCAUGAGCGUGUACAAUGCCGCAUCGUCUGCAGGCAACAUUAUCGGCCCAUUGCUCUUCAAGUCCUCCGACGCACCAACCUACCACCCAGGACUCCGGGCAGUCCUCGCCAUAUUCGUCGCCCUGGCUGCCUGCACGAUCCUGCAAGCCGGGAAUCUGAUGUUCCUGAACAAGCUGCAGGAGCGGAAGCGCGUGAAGAACGGCAAGCCUGCGAAGAUCAUGGACCAUUCCAUGGAGGACAAGUAUCAUGACGCCGACGAGCAGCCGGAAGACGCUGUUACCGGUCUUGCUGAGGGAGAGGCGCAGGUGGGAGGCCGUCAUGUGCGGAUUGGCGAGCAGGCUUUCCUCGAUCUCACGGAUCGGAAGAAUGAUGAGUUUAUUUAUGUGUAUUGA
Molecule: messenger RNA, 1626 nt
Organism: Saxophila tyrrhenica
Lineage: Eukaryota; Fungi; Ascomycota; Dothideomycetes; Mycosphaerellales; Extremaceae
Exons: 5
Coding region: 1-1626 (541 amino acids)
Biological process (GO): transmembrane transport
Cellular component (GO): membrane
Molecular function (GO): transmembrane transporter activity
Source: RefSeq, a predicted model, not a curated record